Diachasma alloeum is the source of this 2109-nucleotide messenger RNA. Its product is annotated as neuropeptide Y receptor type 2. Gene Ontology annotation, cellular component: membrane. The record is from RefSeq and is a predicted model, not a curated record. Bases 261 to 1448 code for a protein of 395 amino acids. The transcript has 6 exons. NCBI's taxonomy places the organism in Eukaryota, Metazoa, Arthropoda, Insecta, Hymenoptera, Braconidae. Gene Ontology annotation, biological process: G protein-coupled receptor signaling pathway. Gene Ontology annotation, molecular function: G protein-coupled receptor activity; peptide binding.
CACCCAUGCAGACGUCAAAGUGCUUGACGGAUCAUCCUGAGUGAUAUGCAAGUCAGUUGGAAACAUGCGCUACGGAGUGUCUGUGCUUUUUGCAGAGCGAGUGAUUCACGAAUUAUUGUUGAAUAUGAUAUAGAUACGAAUAAGCGUGACCCUGUGUUUUUUAUCCGCCGCAAGUAACACCUGCGAUGAUUUUCUCAAAGUAAUUGUGGAUAAUUGAUUUAUUUGUCGAUUAAAAGAGAACCAAAUGUAGAAGGAUAAAAAUGAAUACUUCAUAUUUGUUCGGAAGAGAUCAACAGUGGGGGCCCCGAUACUAUUUCUCAUACUACAGUGAAUUUGGAGAGCGCGGAGAUGUCAGCAAAUUUGAAGUCACCGUACUGUCCCUCAUAUUCAUCACAGCGAUUGGCACAAAUGUAGGCAUAAUAGUAUGCAUUAUCCACUAUAAGGAAAUGCAAACGCCGACAAAUCGUUGUCUGGUUAAUUUAGCUGUUGCCGAUCUAUUAUUUGCCGUUGGCAUUCCGGCUGUUGCAUACACCAGACUCACCCAGUCAUGGAGUUUAGGAGAAACAAUGUGUAAAUUUCUCCCCUAUUCGCAGCUCGUCUGUGGAUUCGUAUUACUGUGGACCUUAACAUUGAUAUCAAUAGACAGAUACAGAUGUUUGGCAGUCUCACCGUACAGAAGUGUACUAUCAAAAUCCCGGGUUUAUGUGGCUAGCGCUAUAACUUGGGCAACGGGAGUUACGUUAUUUCUUCCAGUGGCUCUUUGGUUCACAACUCUAGAAUCAAUCGACAAAAAAACAAUAUGCACCCUGAUAUUCCCAAUCAGCCAAGUCGUAGACAUGUCCCUCUGUUUCAUCAUUCCAACUGUAAUAGUAGCCUGUUUCCUACCAAUGUGUCUCCUAGUCUACCAUUAUCACAAAAUUUUCCAGAGGAUAAUUGACGCAAGAAGCAGAUGGGCGGUGCCAUGUGUCUCCCAGACAACCGAGGCCCCCGGCACCCGACGAGAUUCUGAAUUAUCGGUAAUUGGAAGUUUGGGUCUAGUAGCUUGGGCAGGAAGAAAAUAUUCCGGUACAUCAAUUACGGGUCGUCAAGGACGGACCGGAAGUCUCUCACAGAGUGAAGAAAUUCGAUUGCACAGACAUCUAAAAGUUGUCAGAAUUCUCCUCCUCAAUGUGAUUGUUGUCCUGGCGAUGUGGCUACCAAUUACAAUCAUAAUGCUACUAAUUUACGUGGAUGGACAUAGACCAACAGAGGACACUGAUUUCUUUCUGAAAUCCCAUCACUUCAUCUGGGCGCUCAUUAUUGCGCAACUCAAUACUGUUGUCAAUCCACUGCUGUACGGCGCAUUUUCCGAGAAUUUUCGAGCAUGCUUCGCCAAAUUGUGGCACAGAAGACCGAGGAUAUACACGUGUACGAGUCCCCUGCCAAUCAACAGUGGAAGAGUCUCAUGAACAUGACAAAAUUACUGGGAAAGCGCAUGUCUGUCACCAGAACUUUAACGAAUCCGAAGAGAAUUUUUUCUCAUUAAGAUGAAAAAAAAAAGAAUUGAAAAUUGAAAAUUUCAAGACGGUUCUGUAUAUAAAUCCAUUUAUAUAAUCAAAGUAACGUAUAAACUGAAAGAAUCUGUUGCAAAACCUCGUACAAAAACCCAACAAACAUCAGUCCCACAUCUCCUUUUUAAUACUCUUCUUAAUAUACCUCAACUUCACAACAACAAUAUUCUUCGUCUCAAUCAAACUCUUCAAAGUACUAAGUUUAGCAGUCAGCAAGUUCUCCAUGUCCGUAGCCGCCCUACAAGAGCCCUCGCCCCCCAGAACUUUACUAGAAUCCACACCAUAAUUAUUCAAAAUGCACUACAAUUGAGUUUCACACUGCGUCGCCAUCAGGUCAAUCCUCACAUCGAACUUCUGCAUUUCCCCCAGAUUCCUAAUCUCCAGAAAAACUUUGAGAGUCGUCACAUAACAUUAACAAAUACUUGAGAUAGUCCCUCUAGUCCAAUCUCCAGAUGGUUCCUCCCCCCCAUCACCAAGAGUCCCAUGAACGUAACAAAAUCAUCGAGAAAUUCAAGACAUUUCUGUUUAUAAAUCCAUUUUUAUAACGUAUGAACUGAAC